UGAAGUACCAGCAGCUCACGCGCAUUGUCCAUUGACUGCCGUACAAUUACGUAAUAUCCGCUGGACACUGCUCGUACACAUGUGCACGCCAUAAAGCACCGAGUUGCUCCAUAAAGGCGCGCAGUUUGUAUCAUCAUUUACACCACAACUCGGAAAGGGGAAAGACUCGCUAAAGUAGCUAUGUAUACAGAAGACGGAUCAGCUAGGAUGAGAGAUUUGCUAUCAGAAGGCGCACUAUCUGCGAUUGUCAGAGGAGAUAAGGUCGACCAACCGCUUGUCCAGUUAUUGGAAUAUAGGAAAUUACCAAGUCGGCGGGGAUCAAGUCAGAGAUCGAACUAUCGGUUGGUUAUUUCAGAUGGGACGAACACCGUCACUGCAAUGUUGGCCAGUGUUUUCAAUCGGAUGAUAGAGACGUCGAAACUGGAUUUGAAGGCGGUAUUUCAAAUCAAUCACUACUCCUGUAACUUCAUAGCUAACAGGGCAGUCAUCGUUAUACUUGACCUGGAAGUGAUUAAGAGAGGGUUAGAGGUGAAGGUCACGAUUGGUCAACCAACUCCUUUACCAAUACAAACAGAGUCUACAAGUUCCAACGAUGCCACUAAUGAACCAACGGAACAACCCAAAGCUCAACUCAGUGAUGGAUGUCCAAUAGUAGAGAGCCCUCUAGGUUUGACCUGUCCUCUAUGCCUUCAUGCUUUCAAGGAUCCGGCUUUUCUUCAGUGUGGACAUACUUUCUGCAGGUCGUGCCUUGAGAAACACGAUGAACAGCACCCCACCCCUUCUUACCUGGAAUGCCCGGUUUGCAGCAGUCGAACCCAGCUAGGACCGGAUCGUGUCGCCGGACUUGCAGCGAACCUCACGGUCAAAUACCUUGCUGAUGACGCUCAAGUAAAGAUUGGCGAUGGUCCAUCACUUUUUUGUUCUCUUCACAGCGAUGUAUAUAAGGAUAUACUCUGCGUGGUUUGUAACGACGUAAUCUGCAUCAAUUGCUUCAUUGACAAGCAUCAAGGCCACCGGAUCAAGAAGGUGGAAGUGAUUGAAGCAGAGGUGAAGAAGGAUAGAGACACUCUGCUCGAAAAGAGUAAGGAAAUGCGAGACAGGAUCGAGAAGUACAUUGCAACAACCAACACCCACAAGCUUGCCAUUGAAUCUCAUUUUGACGGUCUGAGGAAGAAAGUCCAAAAUAUCUUUGAGAAGAAAAUGGAAGUGUUGAAGCAGGAAAAAGAUAUGCUACUUGGAAAGCUCACUGACAUCCAGAAUGGCUAUGUGGACAGUGUGGAGAGAUUCAUGGUGGAACCAAGGACGUCUCUGGAAACCAUCAACAAGCACAUCGCAACUCUUGCAGAGGGUGCCCACAAACCUCUUGACGUCGAGACUAUCAAAGCAGGUGAACUUCUGUGCAUAGAUCUCCGCAGGUUUUUGAUAACACCACUCGCUGGAAUCGGGGAUGAGGGCAUACAAGAUGUCAAAAAGGUGGCAGUCAGGACUAGGUACCAUCCUCCAUCUAAAACAAGUCUUGACCUUGGAAGCAUUGGCAUCGUCCGCUCUUUAUAUUUAGCUGGAAGAGUUCUUGAGCAACCCGCCUCUGCUCUCAGGAGAUCUACAGCGUCAAGAGUGGGUAGUGGCCGAAACUGGAAUACUGGUGGUCGGCUAACCAAUCGUCGAUCUGUUAGAGGUAUUCCAAAGGGAAUUCAUAAAUCGAUCAAGGACAUUGCUAGAGUGGAAUUGCCUUUGUGCAAGCGUACCCGAAUCACAGCAUCAUACCAAGAUAUCUUACUGGCAACUUAUGGAGCCGGGAGACCAGGAGCAGAGCGGUUUUGUAUAUUGAUGGUAAUAUUGCUUCUAAAAUUCUGGCGUAGGCAAAACCAUGACGGUAGCAGGUAACCAGAAUUCAUAUGACUCGUCAUACAUCUUCAGUUGAACUGUAUUUGUAUUUAUGACUUUUAUACUUCACUGUGGUAGAGAGCAGCAACUAGGGCAUUGUGGUAAUAAUAACUACUUCACUGUAGUAGAUAGCAGCAACUAGGGCACUGUGGUAAAUAAUAACUACUUCGCUGUGGUAGAGCAGCAACUAGGGCACUGUGGUAAAUAAUAACGUAAUUCACUGUGGUAGAGAGCAGCAACUAGGGCACUGUGGUAAAUAAUAACUUACUUCACUGUGGUAGAGCAGCAACUAGGGCACUGUGGUAAAUAAUAACUUACUUCACUGUGGUAGAGAGCAGCAACUAGGGCACUGUGGUAAAUAACAACUACUUCACUGUGGUAGAGCAGCAACUAGGGCACUGUGGUAAAUAAUAACUUAAUUCACUGUGGUAGAGAGCAACAGCAACUAGGGCACUGUGGUAAAUAACAAUUAGUAUACUGCGGUAGAUCGCAACAGCUACAUGUAGUGCACUGUGGCAGAUGGUCAAAACUAGUGCACUGUGGUAAAUAACUGUAAUAACAUUAGAUAGCAUUAGCCAGUGCACUGUGGUAGAUAGUGGAAGUUAUGUACUGUGGUACAGAGCAUUAACUAUAAUUGCACUUUGGUUGCUGUGCAAGUUUUGUAACAGUGAGUUAGGCAAUAGUGGUUAGAAUUUGUGAAUCCAUAGUUUCGUACAGGUAUUGUGUAAUUUAUUUGUUUGAUCCGGGAAAUUAAAUCUUAACUGUCAACUAUCAUGAAUAAAUGCCUUACUUUUGAUUAGCAUUACAUGUACAUAUCUUAUGCUUAAAGGGGAAGUUUACUCUGAUAACACUUUGGAGUUUUUAUAAUAAAAGCAGAAAAAAUUAUGGCAAAAUAUAAUUGUUUACCAGAUGAGCAGCCUCUCCAUAAGUACAUGUACAAUGUAUAAGCGCUCCAAAUGCAUU
This is a messenger RNA of Lytechinus variegatus (green sea urchin), 2847 nucleotides long. RefSeq names its product tripartite motif-containing protein 3-like. The record is from RefSeq and is a predicted model, not a curated record. The transcript is spliced from 6 exons. Gene Ontology annotation, cellular component: nucleoplasm; chromatin; nucleus. NCBI's taxonomy places the organism in Eukaryota, Metazoa, Echinodermata, Echinoidea, Temnopleuroida, Toxopneustidae. Bases 181 to 1884 code for a protein of 567 amino acids. Gene Ontology annotation, biological process: positive regulation of DNA-templated transcription; DNA replication. Gene Ontology annotation, molecular function: zinc ion binding; DNA binding; ubiquitin-protein transferase activity.